AUGAGAUUAUUCAGUUUUACUUUCAAAACUAAACUGCACUGUUUAUUGACAGAGCGAAGAAAACGAAGGGAAGAAACGGUACAGGCAAUUAUUCAAGACCAAUCACCAUCAACAAUGCCAGUCACGGCUAAACGUCCGUUAUUUAUUGAUCGGUCGGUCGAUUCUGAACUAAUUCCAGGUAUUGGGAAUAUACAGGAUAGCAAUGCUACCGAAAUACCCGCCGAAGGUGAAAACAGAAAUGUAUUGGAAAAAUAUGCAGAUGAAACCAUGCAUGAGCAAAGCAUUAAUUGGGAAAAUGAAGUAGUAUUCUGCUUGGAACUACAGCAGUCCAAGCUUGGAAUAUCUCUAUUGGACAUAAAUCAAGAGACUUUAUCGGUUCUAAAUCAGGACAUUAUUGUUAAUGCCAGAAGUUCAGAAAAUAUGAAUGAAGUGAACUUGAUUCUAGAAAAUUUGAUACUUGAAAAUGAACCUAGCGUAGUGUUGUGUUCAAGCAGGUUAGGGGAAGUGAUUUAUGAAAACCUCAAAUUUUUGUCAAUCGAGCGCAGUUUUAGAUUGCAGAUGCAGUCCCAUGACAAAUUUAAAGUAGAAUAUUUUGUUCAACAUUGGAACAACUUUCAAGAGUCCCAACAAUUGAUAGAUAUUCAAGGAUUUCAGAUCUUGGACCAAUUGGGUACAAACAAAGCCGCUAAAGUGACAACCAUGUCAUUGAGCUGCUUGAUAAAAUCUAUGGAUCAUUUCUCCGCCGUUGAUUUUGACGAAUGUGAGAUGUUUAAUUUUUUCGAAAAGGUCAAUAUAGUGAGACAAUUAAUGUUGAAGGAUCGGCUCUUUCUUGAUGAUGAUACUCUGGCGGCUUUACAUAUUUUUAAACCCAUCCAGAUACCAGGACAUUUUUGUGAAAUAACAAAAACCGGCUAUUCAUCUGUGUUUGAUUUGCUCAAUCACACUACUUCAGAACUUGGUAAAAGAUUGCUAAAAUCCUGGUUAGCCAGUCCACUAUCUAAUAAAAUAUUAAUAGAAGAGAGACAAAAGGUGAUACGAUCUCUAAUUGACGGCAAGAAUGCGAUAUUAUUCGACGAUCUUUCAAAUUCUCUAAAGUACAUGCCUAAUAUAUUCAGCAUUGUAAAUGAAAUGAGCAAAGGCGCAGUAAAACUCUCAGUGUGGAGAAAAUAUAUUUCUUUCUGUACCAAAACUGUCGAGAUCAUAAACUUAAUCCAUAUUCUCUACGAUUCUUCAGAUAAUUGCCGGUUAUUUAACACCAUAAAAAAUGACCUUGAUAAAAGCAUGAUGUUGAAGAUAUUAAAGAAAACCGAAAGUGUUCUUGAUUUGGAGGGGUCCCUUAACCAAGAUGCGAUUGUUAUAAAGGAUAAAGUUCGUAUAGAACUAGAUGAGGCAAGAGGAACUUACUUCGAGCUUGAAGGUGUUUUAAAUCUUGUGGCAAAUGAGGCAAACAAUACACUAAUAUCAACAUUGCAGAGUAAUGAGGAGAAGCUUUUUAAAAAAUUGAACGGACGAAAUGCUUUGAUAAAUGCGAUAUAUCUACCACAACUUGGUUAUUUACUAUGUGUUGAUGCAUCCAUAGAAGAUAUGUUCGAUCCAGCUGUGCUAUACUGGACUGAAAUUUUCAGAGAACAGAAUGUAAUAUAUUACAAGAAUGAUGAUACGAAAGUUAUGGACGAACACUAUGGUGACCUUCAUGGAAUAAUAUCCGAUUUAGAGUUGGAGAUCCUACUUGAACUACAAAAUGCAGUCUUGAAUACAAAGCCAGCAAUUUUGCUGUCAGGAAAAUGUUUCGCAGAGCUCGAGGUUUUAGUCUCAUUUGCUAAGACCGCCAUUAGCCAAAAUUAUGUCCAGCCUGUCAUUGAGGAAAAGGAAUGUGUAAUUGAAAUUGAAAACGGCCGGCACCCCUUAUAUGAAACACUUGUAGACACAUACAUCCCCAAUGACCUUCGCAUGCUUGGCGGAACUUUUGAUAAUGAUACUUGGAAUAAUAAUUUCAAAAGAAUUUCUGUCAUUACUGGCGCUAAUGCGUCUGGUAAAUCUGUUUUUUUAACGCAGAACGGACUUAUAGUGUUUCUUGCUCAUAUUGGUUGUUUCGUUCCUGCUGAUAAUGCACGUAUUGGUCUCGUGGACAAAAUAUUGACCAGAGUAGUGACUCGGGAAUCUGUAGCAAAGACGCAGAGUACAUUUGAGAUUGAUGCAAAUCAAAUGUCCAAGUGUUUGUCAUUGGCAACGCCGAGAAGCUUACUUUUGAUUGAUGAGUUUGGUAAAGGGACAGAUGUGAUUGACGGCCUAUCUAUGUUCGGAGCAAUUAUAAAGGACUUUUCAAGGAGCUCGUCUUGCCCUAGAGUGAUCGCAUCUACUCAUUAUAACGAAGUUUUCAGUCCAAACAUCCUUACUAGUGAAAUUAAUGGUGUAGUAUUCUAUAAAACCGAGAUUUUAUUGCAGGUGAUGGAAAAGGAAAAUAAAGGAAAUGCCAGAGAUGAAAUGAUUACCUUUUUGUACAAAUUGAGCACCGGAAUUGCCACGAACUCUUUUGGUAUAUUCUGUGCCAAAAACUGUGGCUUAAGGCAGAGCAUUGUCCAAAGAGCACAAGAACUUACAACUCAGAUAGCAGAUGGAUUUGACAUUGCUAAGAACUACAGCAAACUAACUAUCGAAGAAUUGAACCAAUUUAGAAUUGACCAGGAUAUUGCGAAAGAGUUUGUAGCAUGGGAUCUUGAUCUUGAGUCCAUCCAUUCUGACAAGAUACAGCAUGCAAUACGGAGAAAACUACAAAGAAUAUUGGAUGCUGGACAAAGCUGCUAA
Molecule: messenger RNA, 2805 nt
Organism: Kluyveromyces lactis
Lineage: Eukaryota; Fungi; Ascomycota; Saccharomycetes; Saccharomycetales; Saccharomycetaceae
Gene: MSH5
Product: MutS family protein MSH5
Exons: 1
Coding region: 1-2805 (934 amino acids)
Biological process (GO): chiasma assembly; mismatch repair
Cellular component (GO): nucleus
Molecular function (GO): ATP-dependent DNA damage sensor activity; ATP binding; mismatched DNA binding
Source: RefSeq, a predicted model, not a curated record